AGUUUCUGGCGCGAACUUCCGCCGUCCCGAAGUUGCAGGGCGGCUCGGCGCGAUGUCGGGGGACAGCGGCGGCUGCGGGCCCGAGGCCCGGGGCCGAGGCCGCGACCCGCACCGGGAUCGCACCGGCUCGCGCUCCCGCUCGCGCUCCCCGCUGUCCCGGCGCGGCGCCGCCCCCGAGCGCAGGGCGGCCCCGGAGGGCCCGAGCCUGGACGACUCGGACCCGGAUUCCGGAGACGAGACGAUCGACCCGGCCGCCCUGGAGGAGGAGACGGACCACGGCCUGUGCCGCCAGAUCCGCCAUCAGUACCGGGCGCUCAUCAACUCGGUCCAACAAAACCGAGAGGAUAUACUGAGUGCUAGUGACAAAUUAACCGAAGUCCUCGAGGAGGCCAACACACUGUUUAACGGGGUGUCCCGAGCAAGAGAAGCAGUCCUAGAUGCCCACUUUCUCGUUCUGGCUUCCGAUCUGGGCAAAGAGAAAGCAAAGCAGCUACGCUCUGAUCUCAGCUCAUUUGAUAUGUUAAGAUACGUUGAAGCUCUACUGACGUAUAUGGGUGUAAAUCCACUAGAAACUGAAGAAUUCAUCCGUGAUGGCGAUAGUUCUGAUUUGGAAUUCAUAGUCUAUGACUCCUGGACAAUACCGGGCAAAACAGCAGAAAACACCUUUAAUAAAACCCAUACGUUCCACUUUCUGUUGGGUUCAAUACAAGGAGAGUCCUCUGUGCCAAAGCCUCGAGUCGAUCGUCCCAGAAGAGCACGUACGAUAGAAGAACAGCGGGCCAUGCCUGCUCAGUUGAAAUGUAUGGAAGAGUCUCAUCAGGAAGCAACAGAAAAAGAAGUAGAAAGAAUCUUGGGAUUGUUGCAAUCAUAUUUUCGAGAAGAUCCUGAUACUCCAAUGUCCUUUUUUGACUUUGUGGUCGAUCCACAUUCUUUCCCCCGUACGGUGGAAAACAUCUUCCAUGUCUCCUUCAUUAUACGGGAUGGUUUUGCAAGAAUAAGACUUGACCAAGACCGACUGCCAAUAAUAGAGCCUGUUACUAUUAAUGAUGAAAGUGAAGGUAUUAGUCAUCAUACCCAAAUGAGGAAUCAAGGAAUUAUAGCUUUGAGUUACCGUGACUGGGAGGAAAUUGUGAAGACCUUUGAGAUUUCUGAGCCUGCGAUUGCUUUGGGUCAGAGCCAGCAGAGGCUAAGUGCUUGAUGCCACUAAAGGAUUCCUCUGGAUUGUGAAAUCCCAAAAGGAACGCAUGUAUUGUACAUAUUGUAUGAUUAAGCAUUUUUAAAGACAGGUUGUUUAGCAAAUUGUAGCUUUUGAUAGUUAAUGGGUUUGUCAUGAUUGUCUUUGAUUAAAGGAGAUUCACUGCCAUAUAAAUAAUUGUAUACAACA
Molecule: messenger RNA, 1384 nt
Organism: Perognathus longimembris pacificus (Pacific pocket mouse)
Lineage: Eukaryota; Metazoa; Chordata; Mammalia; Rodentia; Heteromyidae
Gene: Nsmce4a
Product: NSE4 homolog A, SMC5-SMC6 complex component
Exons: 11
Coding region: 53-1198 (381 amino acids)
Biological process (GO): DNA repair
Cellular component (GO): Smc5-Smc6 complex; nucleus
Source: RefSeq, a predicted model, not a curated record